This is a messenger RNA of Vavraia culicis subsp. floridensis, 1907 nucleotides long. RefSeq lists its product as uncharacterized. Bases 15 to 1685 code for a protein of 556 amino acids. Lineage: Eukaryota; Fungi; Microsporidia; Pleistophoridae. The record is from RefSeq and is a predicted model, not a curated record. The transcript has a single exon.
AGAAAAUUGCCGCGAUGAAAAGGAAGAGAAUCACGCUGUGUGUAAGAAAGAAAACGAAAAAGUGUAACAAUGCAUCGGCUGAUUGUGUGAAUGUGUUAUCGGAGAAGAAAAGAAGCACCAUGCGUAUAAAGAUUGGCAGACAGGGUGCUGGGGGAUGCACUAAAGGCAUUAUGAAUGACUGCCGUAUUGUGGCACAGGAUGAGGUACUUGAUCAAGUAUUAGUUGAAGAUCAGACGGAGAAAAUUGAUGAAGAAAAAAGGGAGAAAGUGAGAGGAAAGGCACAACUUCGUGCAAGGAAGGGAAAAAUGGCUGGGAACAGGAACGAGAAAGAGAACGUAAUAAAUCAAGGGAUUGUGAAUGAGCAGGUUUCGGAAGAUCGUGGCAUAGCAAAGAAUAAGACAAUUCGUGAAUCAAUAGAUCGUGCGAAGAAAGCGCUGAAUGCAAGAAGUGUGUCUAAGGCUACACGAAAAAAGACGGGAAGUACGGGUAUAAGCACUGUGAAGGGUGGUGUUAAACAAGGGAUCAGAAUUGGGCCUAAGACAAUUUGUGCGGAAGAUGGCACAGUUGGUAGUAGCGAUGGCAUUAUCGGAGUGAAAGGAGUUAACCUGGAAGAUGAUGAUACGAAAGAGAAAGAAAAUUUAAAUAGCGCGGUCAUUGCAAACAAAUCGCAAUCAAAGGCUGUGGACUAUCCGGUCGUGGUCGGUAGAUCCGACAAGUCAGUAGGUAAAAAAAGGGUAGUGAGCGGGCGUGGCAUCGAAAGGGCUCGUAAAUUGAAAGGGCGCACUGUGAAAAUAUUGCAGAAAGGUUCCAAUCCAGAUGAAAUAAAUAGAAAGGUGAUUAACAACACACCAAGCGGGAAUCAAAAGGAUAGUUACCAAUUGAUGGAGGAAGCUGUAAAUGCAGAACGAUUGGAGAACCAGAACUUAUCAGGUGAGCAGAGCGUGUUGUCGCCACAGGGUAUUAUCGACAAUAUCAUGGAGAAAGGAUCUGACUUUGAUGAGGUAAUGCAAACAGUCAUACAAGAGCAGUUUAGCGAUCAAGUACAAGCAAUUACCCGUAUUAUGUGUGAGGAGGACCAUGCGCUCUUGAUAUUUAUUGAUCCAUACAUCGAAUGUGUCGUUAAAUCGCUCAUAAAGACGCGAUGUGCCGAGCACCACGAUAACGUGCAUUUCCUGGAUGUGGAUGGUGCCAAGGAUGAAACGCUCUAUGGCGAGUUGGAGGAUCAUUCCAGCUUUGCAUUUCUAACCACCAGAAACGCAAUGGUAGUUGAAAAAAUGGAAAGACGGAUCCGAUCGCGGUUCAAUAAUGUCAAAAUAUUCUUCGGUUAUUUGAAAGGAUGCAAAAUACCUGUAGAAUUGAUUAGGAGCACGUACCUGUCGCACAAGUACGGAGUGCAACGAUGCGAUUUCUACAAUUUCUUGAAGGUAUUUAAGCCCUUACACGUAGCCGUUAUACUAUGCUGGAUGAAGAAGGGCCUUAGCAGGAGCAGGUUGGUGCCCACAAUGAAGGACUUCCUUUUUAAAGUGAGCGAGAUGAAAAAUGUGAGCGAUAAAGAAAUAAUAGACGCGUUUUACGAGGUUGAAAGCACCAAAAUUGUUAGAAAGAACAAAUUUAACGGUGAUUACUACAAACUCGUGGAAUACAUAAAAAAGGAAAUGCCUUUCUACAUGAAAAGGCUAAUUUAGCCAUAAAUACAGUUUCUAUACGAUGAUGACUCUGAAUGCGGUAUAAAUACAUGCUUUCAGCGAUAGGGCUGUGUUCUUAACUUCGAUGAUUUAGACAGUAAAACUGUUCCUAAGCCCAAAAUUUAGAAAGCAAACACAGCGUCCCAUUCAGCAUUAAACACUUCUAUUUUUUCAUGGUAAAGCAUUUAUUUGUAUGUCCCUCCACACGUAGCAGAUUUUCUG